ACCAGAGGGGCUAGGAACAGAAGUACCUUGACUUGUUAUCAGACUUUAUACAACAAAUUCUAAUUCAAAUGGCUUUAGUGGAAGGACUUCUCUUACAGGCUACCAGCACAGGCAUAUUACUUGGUCUUGUCAUCUUGCUUGCGGUUUUUUAUUUUCUCUUCUCCAGCUCGAGCUUUAAAGAAGCAGCUAAUGAACCUCCAGGACCCAAACCACUGCCUCUCUUGGGUAAUCUGCUCCAGCUGGAUCUGGACAGACCCCAUGAGUCUCUCUGUGAGCUUGCCAAGACGUAUGGAUCCGUGUUCAAAGUGUAUUUUGGUCCCAAGAAGGUCGUUGUAUUAGCAGGAUACAAAACAGUCAAACAAGCACUUGUAAACUAUGCUGAAGAGUUUGGAGAAAGAGAAAUUGCACGGACAUUCAAGAAUUUCAGUCAGGAGCACGGCAUCCUGUUUUCUAAUGGGGAAAACUGGAAAGAAAUGAGACGCUUUGCCCUCACCAACCUUCGAGACUUCGGAAUGGGCAAGAGAGGGAGUGAGGAGAAAAUUAUCGAAGAAAUUCAUUACCUUAAAGAAGUGUUUGAGAGCUUUGGAGGGGAACCUUUUAAUACAACUCAGCCAGUGAAUUACGCCGUCUCCAACAUCAUCUCAUCCAUUGUGUAUGGAAGCAGAUUUGAAUACAGCGACCAUCAUUUUAAACAGAUGGUUGAAAGAGCAAAUGAAAACGUCAGGAUUGGAGGAUCAGCUCCUAUUCGGCUCUACAAUGUGUUUCCCUGGAUAGGCCCAUUCUUGAGGAGCAAAAGAACACUUGAAACAAACGCUGAAAAGAACAAGAAGCAGAUUAAUGAGCUAGUGAGUGCUCUGAAGGAGACGCUAAAUCCAGAUGACUGUAGAGGAUAUGUUGACUGCUUCCUCCUCCGCAAACAGAGGGAUGAGCAAUCAGGACAGAAGAACUCUCGAUUCAAUGAGAAGAAUCUCUUUACCACUGUUGUAAAUCUCUUUGUGGCUGGUACUGACACCACUGGCACGACACUGCGCUGGGGGCUGCUGCUUAUGGCCAAGUACCCUCACAUACAGAAUCGUGUACAUGAAGAGAUUGACAGGGUGAUUGGAGGUCGCCAGGCAGUGGUGGAGGACAGGAAAAACUUGCCUUACACAGACGCAGUGAUUCAUGAAAUCCAGAGACUGGCCAACAUAGUGCCCAUGAGUCUCCCUCACACAACCAGCUGUGAUGUCCAAUUCAAUGGCUUCUUCAUUAAAAAGGGCACAACAGUGUAUCCUCUCUUGACAUCUGUAUUGAGGGAUGAGAACGAGUGGGAGAGCCCCCACGCCUUCAACCCAGCACACUUCCUUGAUGAGAAAGGCAGAUUUGUUAAGAAAGAUGCCUUCUUGCCCUUCUCUGCAGGGCGCAGGGUGUGUCUGGGAGAGAGUCUGGCCAGGAUGGAGCUCUUCCUCUUCUUCACCUCCCUCCUGCAACACUUCUGCUUCUCUCCUCCACCAGGCGUGUCUGAGGAUCAGCUGGACCUCAUGGGUGUGGUUGGGAUCACACUGAAUCCCUCUCCUCACAAGCUGUGUGCAGUGAAACGGUCCUAAUUUCUGCAUUUUGCAGAUCUUAGGAGACUUGGGCUGUUUUGCUUUUGUAGUAGUUUUGUUGCUUGGGUCCAUUCUGCUGCAGCUUUGUGGUCUAAAAUAUAAAAUAUUUCAUUAUCCUUGUGUUCUGUGAUGCUGAAGAUGAAUGACUGACUGCUGACUGCCGCUAACACUUUGCUAAAGC
This is a messenger RNA of Pygocentrus nattereri (red-bellied piranha), 1767 nucleotides long. Its product is annotated as cytochrome P450 2K1-like. Gene Ontology annotation, molecular function: heme binding; iron ion binding; oxidoreductase activity, acting on paired donors, with incorporation or reduction of molecular oxygen, reduced flavin or flavoprotein as one donor, and incorporation of one atom of oxygen. Gene Ontology annotation, biological process: xenobiotic metabolic process. NCBI's taxonomy places the organism in Eukaryota, Metazoa, Chordata, Actinopteri, Characiformes, Serrasalmidae. The transcript has 9 exons. Gene Ontology annotation, cellular component: cytoplasm; intracellular membrane-bounded organelle. The record is from RefSeq and is a predicted model, not a curated record. The coding region runs from base 69 to 1586 and encodes 505 amino acids.